GUGUGUGUGUGUGUGUGUGUACUCCAGUGCUGCCAGUAUGGAGGGAGAUCCUCUCUCAGCCCUGUUUACUCCUGCUUUUAUGGUGGAUGUAGAGAAAGCGAAGAGGAAUGCCCAGAGGAUGAUUGAGCUCUGCCAGAAACUGGGAGUCCAGCUUCGUCCACACAUGAAGACCCAUAAAACCCUUGAGUGUGCUGACAUUAUGACGGGUGGAUCACAGAGGUGCAUAGUGGUUUCCACCCUGGCAGAGGCCUGUUUCUAUGCUGACCAUGGAUAUGAUGACUUCCUCUAUGCCUACUCUUUUCCCUUUGAUAAGGUAGAGCGUUGUGCAGCCCUGUCAGAGAGACUGGAUCUCUUCCAGAUUUUAUUGGACCAUCCUGAUGCUUUGGAGCAGCUCCGAAAAAGACCCCUGAAAGAUGGUCGGCAGUGGCACGUCUGGCUCAAACUCAACUGUGGCAAUGGGAGAGCUGGCAUCCUGCACUUGGAGCCAGGAGCGCUCAAACUGGCUGAAGCCAUCGCUAAGACGGAGGGCGUGGAACUUACAGGAGUGUACGCCCACUGUGGGAAUACCUAUUACUGCACAGGAGUUGAGCAAAUACAGGCUGUUGCCCAGGAAACCACAAAACUGACUCUGCAGUUCAUGGAAAAACUGAAGGCUGUUGGCAUCACCUGUAAGUCCAGCAUUGGCUCCACCCCUACCUGUAGCCAUCCAGUCAAAGACAUGGCGCAGCUGAGCGAGGUCCACCCAGGAAACUACGUCUUCUUUGAUGUGCAGCAGUCUACGAUUCGCUCAUGCUGUCCGGAGGACGUGGCUGUGAGGGUUCUCACAAGAGUCAUCGGUCACUGUCCACACAGGAACCAGCUCCUGAUUGACUGUGGAUGGCCUGGAAUCAGUUUGGACGGAGCUGGAAAACUUCCCACUGGAUACGCUGUGAUCGAGGGGCAUCCAAACCUCAAGUUGUUGUCUAUGACCCAGGAGCAUGGACGAGUGGAGCCCAUCUCAGGACAACUGGACUACAGCAAGUACCCCCUGGGCUCUCUGCUCACACUGAUUCCCUACCACUCAUGUGCAACAGCAGUGAUGCAUCCUGUGUACCAUGUACACUCCAAGGGUCGUCUGGUAGGGAAGUGGACGCCCACUCGCAGGUGGUGAAGAGCUGGACGAUGUUUCCCCCUUCUUGUCUCUUUGGGACAGAUGAGAUAUAUAGAGACUCAUUCCAAAUUCUUUACACAUUAGAAACACAUACAGCGAUUCCUUCUUUGUUAGUGAGAUGUGCCAUCUUGAUGGUAAAACAUAUAAUUAAUGAAAAUAUUCUUACUGUGGGCUUCAGAAGUUUCAUACUGUAACAGAAACCCUGUUCCACUAAUAUUAUGUCUAUGUUAAUUUUUGUGUUCUGCACUUGUUUUGUCACUUUUUCACUGCCUACAAGGAGACCUAGCUAGUGAUGACUUCAUAGAAAGUCAUAUCACUUGUGCUAUCAGCUAUUAAUACCAAUGCUAAUAAAUGCUAAUGAAUGACCUUUUAUAUACAACUGCAAACAUUUUGCAAACAUUAUUCAAUUCAAUUCAAUUCAAUUUUAUUUAUAUAGCGCCAAAUCACAACAAAAGUCGCCUCAAGGCGCUUUAUAUUGUACAGUAGUAUUAUCAAAAUAAAAAUUUUCUUUGUCCCCUUUAAUCUUCUAUUUUUUUGUAAGACUCCCAAUCUAAUGACUUGCUGGUCAUGAGCAAACCUGUGGUGUUACGGUUUGGAGGAGGACUCAAGCACAGGACUCCGGUUCUGAUGCUCACAAGAAGGGUUUAUUUACAAUCCACCAGGUGUAUAUACAAGAAUGUGCGGGGGGGGGUUGCUAUAUACAGCUGAGUGAGGGGAGAAGGGGUCUCCAGGGAAGUCCAGGGGAAAGCACGCGUUCUUCAGAAUAUCCACUCACACGAUCACAGGCUCACACUCCGACACUGCCACACGGGAAUCACACAGGGGGAAAAUCCAGGGAGCUCUGUAGACAGGGAGACAGGGUUAAGUACGACGCACACAGGAAAACACUCUUAACUAACUUGCUGUAGCUUGGCUUCACUAACGCGUGGUAGACAACGAUCCAGCGACGAACAGCAGUCACCUCCUGGCUUAAGUGCUGAUCACCUUAACGAGACCCAGGUGUCUCAUCUCCCGAGGGCGUGGGCCGAGGGCGUGAACCCACAGUGAGUUCCGCCCCGGCGAGAGAGAAGAGGAGAGAGGAAGAGAGAGAGUGCUGAUCAGCGUGCAGCUGAUCCGCCUGGCCGUGACA
This is a messenger RNA of Oreochromis niloticus (Nile tilapia), 2279 nucleotides long. RefSeq names its product D-threo-3-hydroxyaspartate dehydratase. The transcript is spliced from 9 exons. The record is from RefSeq and is a predicted model, not a curated record. The coding region runs from base 38 to 1150 and encodes 370 amino acids. Lineage: Eukaryota; Metazoa; Chordata; Actinopteri; Cichliformes; Cichlidae. Gene Ontology annotation, biological process: D-serine catabolic process. Gene Ontology annotation, molecular function: D-serine ammonia-lyase activity.